GGCGUGGAAAGUUACCGGGGGCCGUGGGGAGGGAGCGCCUGCUUUCAUCCGCCUCCCGGAUUUCUCCAUUUACCUCCACGGGACGAUAAUCCCUAAAUCCCAACGAGAUUAAAGGCACCAAGAAAGGUGGCACAGCCCCUCCCCACCUCAGUGUUUCCCUGGUUAUGAAACCCUACGUCUGCUCGGCCCCGAUUCACCCGGGCAUUUCCCAUAUCCCUCCCGCAGCCCCACGGGGAGGGAGCGGGGGCAGCAGGAGCUGCUCUUCUAACCCCGUUCUUUCUGUCCUUCUGUUUCUUUCCCUCCCUGCAGCAGAAGGUCCGGAAGGCCUCCCAUGGCCAUGGCACUGGUGAAGAGCGGAUGGCUCUGGAGGCAGAGUUCCAUCCUGCGCCGCUGGAAGAGGAAUUGGUUCGUGCUCUACCUGGAUGGCAGCUUGGUGUACUACCACGAUGAGACGCAGCGCGACAUGGACGGGCGCAUCCACAUCAAGUACAGCUGCCGCGACGUGCGGACCGGCCGCGAGUGCCGCGACGUGCAGCCACCCGAGGGGAAGAGCCGUGAGUGCCUGCUGACCAUUGUGCUGCGGGACGGCUCCAAGACGACGCUGUGCGCUGAGAGCGAGGACGACGCCAUUGCAUGGAAGAUGGCGGUGCUGGAGGCGAAAUCCACCCCGGUGCACGUCUAUGACCCCUACGAUGAUGACUACUACCAGACGGUGCCCAUCGACUCCCACCAGACCGCCUACAUCAGCUCUGGCCACUACGGCCACCAGUACGGAGCCCCCGGGGUGACCCACGUCAUCGUGCGCGAGGAUCCCUACCGCGUCUCCGGGGACCAGAUGGCCUUGGGGCUGCUGGCGGGGGCCGCCACUGGUGCAGCCCUGGGCUCCUUCAUGUGGAUGCCAUGCUGGUUUUAGUGGACCCUUUGGCUCCCCAGCCCGAGGUAACAUGCCCCCGGCUUGGCACCCCCCAAAAAUCAUCCUUCUGGGACAAAGGGAAGCAACCCCAUCCCACCCACCCACAGCUUUUGCAUCAGAUAACCCACACAAACCCAAAAACCUAAGCCAAGACCCUUCGCUGCCCCAGGGAAGCUGCUGGGGAUGGGAGGAUGUGGCCCCGCAGCCCGGCACCAUCCACCACCCCGAAGCUCCAGCUGCAGAAAUACCUGGAGGUUUUUUUGGGAUGAGUUUGGAGGGCUGCUGCUCCCAGCAGCCUUUUUGGGGAGGCAGCCAGGUUCUCCUUACAAAACUGCUUUUUUGAAGGGUCUUUUAGGGGGAGGCUCCAGCACCACACCUCAAAACUGCAGCCCUGAGGAAGGGAGAAAGCAAUCCGCAAAUGCCCAUGGGUUCCAGGGUAGGAAAUGGGCACGGGGCUGGUGUGAGGAGCAAGGGAAUGGAGGAGGAUCUGAGUGCAAGGUGGGGAUGAGAACCCUUAUCCCAUACCCAGAGACCCCCAUGCACACGAGCAGCUCCAUGCCUUUGUCUGAGCAGCUCCAUGCCUUUUCAGGCUCGCUCCAGUCCGUGGGGCUGAGCAAGCUCAGGAACUGGGGACAAACCCUUGGGAACUGGGGUCAACAACCCAGGAAUUGGGAUGGGAAUCCAAGAACUGGGAUGGAAACACCAGGAAUUGGAGUGGGAAUGCAGGAAUUGAACUGAGAGCACAGAAAUUGAGAUGGGAACCCCACACAGGAAGUGAGGUGGGAACCCAUAAAUUGGGAACUCCAGGAAAUGGGAUGGGAACACCAGAAGUGAGACAGCAAUGCCAGGAAGUGAAGUGGGAAUCCAGGAACCAGGAUGGGAAUGCAAGAAUUGAAUUGAGUACACAGAAAUUAAGAUGGACCCCCAGGAAGUGAGAUGGAAACGUGGGAAUUGGGAUGGGAAUCCAGGAAUUGGGAUGGGAAUCCAGGAAUUGGGAUGGGAAUCCAGGAACUGGGAUGGGAACACAGAAAUUGAGAUGGGAACCUAGGAAUUGGGAUUGGAAACUGGGAAUUCAAAUAGGAACCCUGGAAUUGCAAUGGGAACCCAAGAAUUGGGACGAGAAGAGCCUUGGUCACAAUGGGGCUUCCCCAGUCAGCACCAAGCAGCAGCAGCUCCAGGAGGGACACACAGCACUGAGGCUUUGGGGAAUGGGAAGAGCUCCUUGGGCACCGAGCCCCUUCCUGGCCACCGCUGGGCUUUGAUUUGGGGUCGACACAUGGGGACGGUCACUUAGGGUGGCCCCAACCCAGGGCAAUGCACCACGGGGCCACAUUCACACACUGGGCAGCACCAGGAACAUCACUGCAAGGACUCUGAUAUAAAAUAAGCAGCUCAAGAAUUCAAAAAAUAAAAAGACUGAAAACCACAAGUAGGAAACCAACAGCAGCACCAGCAACCGGCCCAUCCUUUGGGCAAAGCUUCGUCUCCUCGGGGCUUGGGAUGUCCCCACGUGUCACCCUCAUCCUUCCCCCGGCCUUCCUCACAUUGCCACUGCUGCAAACCCAAUCCUGCAACCACUGUUUUUUUUGGAGAAGAUUAAAAUAAAAAGGCUAAUAAAGGUGGCCCCAAUGAGA
Molecule: messenger RNA, 2547 nt
Organism: Gallus gallus (chicken)
Lineage: Eukaryota; Metazoa; Chordata; Aves; Galliformes; Phasianidae
Gene: PLEKHB1
Product: pleckstrin homology domain containing B1
Exons: 6
Coding region: 332-913 (193 amino acids)
Biological process (GO): regulation of cell differentiation
Cellular component (GO): membrane
Source: RefSeq, a predicted model, not a curated record